AGCUGGCGGCUCGAAGCAAUUUCACCAAGUUUCAAGCCUGCAGCCUGCAGACCAUGUCCUCUCGGGUUGAGGUUCUGAAAGCCUUGGGGAUAUCCAUUGAGGACUCCGCUGAUGCAGAGGUGGCAUGGAAUGCCAUCCAAUGUGGCAAGGAUGUAUCUGUCGAAGGCUCCAAAGCAAUGUGGCCGGAAGCAGUAGUUCUGCCGGCAUUGUGGCGUUUGAGCGCCUCCCACUACCGGUUGGUAGUGGUGGCCUGUGAAGGCGUCAAUGUUUCUGUGUUCAGAGGCCAGCGAAACUCUUUGUGUGGCUUUGAUGGCCCAGAUGUCUCAUUGGGUGAAGGUGUUGGGGAGCACCUCCUCCCAGACAGCUGUACCAAGCCAGUAUUUGCUCUUGACCGCCCAAGAGAUCACGCCAGAGAAGCUGCAAGCCAUAGGGCAAGAUGAAGGCUGUCACGUCAUCCUGGUGAUCCUGUGUCCUAAGGAAGAGCAAGCCUUUGCCCUUCGCUCCGGCUUACAACUGCUGCCGAUUCCAAAUCAAGUCAUCAUGGCCGUUGAGUCCUGGAAGGAUGACACCAGGCAACUGGCAACCGACAUCUUGGGCAAUCCUGUGACCGUGAUGCUGCCAAGUGAAAGGCCGAAUGCGGUGAGCUUGCCAGAGCGGAAGGAAGAUGAUGCUCAGCUCGUUGCCUCCUUCAUGGCCAACAUCCUUUGCCGCUCAGAAGACCGAGAACUCCGGGCUGCCUGCAGGGCCUUAAUCAAGGACUCCAACAGAUCAGCGGAUGAAGCAGCCGAGACGCAGCCUGCGAGCCAAGUAGGUGACCUCUCCAUUGAGCAGGUGGAGGAUGCGGAGUUCAGAGAGGGCAUCGCUGCUUUGAUGAUCCGACACAAGAACAUGGCCGCAAGAUCCAAGAAGGUGGGUGGCAAAGGUGUAAAGGGCCGAAAGCGUGGAAGGGAAGUCUUGAGUCCCGAAAGCAAACGCCGUGAACCUGCAGAUUGUGAGGACUGCAGUGAUUCAUUUUAUGAAGGCUUCUAAUACUGAACUUCAGUCAGUUGCAUGAGAGUCCAUUUCGCCUUAUUGGAGACGC
Durusdinium trenchii is the source of this 1081-nucleotide messenger RNA. The record is from the annotation of a GenBank genome assembly. Lineage: Eukaryota; Dinophyceae; Suessiales; Symbiodiniaceae.